AUGGUUUCGACCGAGGAAAUAACGCAGGCAGUAGUGAAUUCAGCACCUCAGGUCACGCGACCAAAGCUCGGCUUCAGUAUUGAUUCUAUAGUGGGAAAAAAUCGAGCGGUGCAAGAGGAGAGCCGAGACGACGGUGACAGCGAUGCACCAGCAUCGCGCACCCCUUCGCCAUCGAACCGACCUCCUCACGAUCAUCAUACCCAUCCUCUGCAUCAUCGUGGAAUAGAUUCACCCGGAAGUGCGGACUCCGAUCCGGAGAGCAGAGGAGCACAACCGAUCCCUCGACGUCCCCUGCCCCUACCUCAGACGCAUCUCGAUAUGGUCGACCCGCUGAGAGCUCCUUUCUCAGUCGGGUUCCCUACACCUCAGUUCCUCAUGAGAAGCCCAGAUCAGCCUCAACCGCAGCCCCUGUACCCCUGGUUGUUAGCUGCGCGACAUUCGCGUUUCUUCGCUCAGCGCUUCCCUGGUCCGGACGUUCCAUCAUUCCUUCUGCACCCCUUCCGGAAGCCGAAAAGAAUCCGAACCGCCUUCUCACCGUCACAGCUUCUGAAAUUGGAGCACGCUUUCGAGAAGAAUCAUUACGUCGUCGGAGCAGAGAGGAAGCAGCUAGCCCAAUCGUUGAGCUUGACGGAAACACAGGUGAAAGUCUGGUUCCAGAACAGACGGACGAAACACAAACGACAGAAACAAGAGGAAUCUGAAGGAGGCUCUGUCGGAGCGGGCCAAUCGAAUAAUAACAACAACAACACGACGCCGCCUUCGCCCGGCUCUAUGUCACCGGACAUCGAGCUGGAAGAAAGCGAUGAGGAAGACGAUCCAAUGGCGAGCAGUCCUCAGCAACAGCAUCUCCAACUGCAGCAGCAGCUCCAGCAGCUGCAGGGAAUUCCUCCUCAAUUAUUGAAUCCUCAGCUGCAACAACACAUACAGCUGCUCCAGCAGCAGCAUCACCAUCUUCUACAGCAGCAAGCAUUGUUCGCAGCUGCCGCCGCCGCCGUUGCUCUAGUCAUUUUCGGCCAUCAUCGACUCUCAUCUGUGGCUUUCUCGGCUGGCUGGAUGUUAGUUUAUUCAUUUGUAGUUUGUCGAUACGAAUGUUUGCUUUUCGACUGA
Messenger RNA from Galendromus occidentalis (western predatory mite), 1107 nucleotides. RefSeq names its product homeobox protein EMX2. Gene Ontology annotation, molecular function: DNA-binding transcription factor activity, RNA polymerase II-specific; RNA polymerase II cis-regulatory region sequence-specific DNA binding. NCBI's taxonomy places the organism in Eukaryota, Metazoa, Arthropoda, Arachnida, Mesostigmata, Phytoseiidae. The coding region runs from base 1 to 1107 and encodes 368 amino acids. The transcript has 4 exons. The record is from RefSeq and is a predicted model, not a curated record. Gene Ontology annotation, biological process: neuron differentiation; regulation of transcription by RNA polymerase II; central nervous system development. Gene Ontology annotation, cellular component: nucleus.